Phascolarctos cinereus (koala) is the source of this 6434-nucleotide messenger RNA. The record is from RefSeq and is a predicted model, not a curated record. NCBI's taxonomy places the organism in Eukaryota, Metazoa, Chordata, Mammalia, Diprotodontia, Phascolarctidae.
UAAGUGGUUGGAACUGCCGCCGCUGUAGCAGGGGCUGCGCUGGAGAGCUGGCCCGGGCGCACUGUGUGCGGUGACGGCGGCGGCAGCUGGCGCCGCUCGGUCCCUUGCUCCAGAGGAGGAGGAGGAGGAGGAGGAGGAGGAGGAGCUGUGCGCCCGAGAAUCCUGGGCAGGGGAGCCGCCGCCGCGGGAUCGGGGCCCGGCGAGAACGGAGCGGAGCCGAGGGCUCUGGAGCAGCCGCGCUUCCAGCCCCCAGGGGACACGCACAACCACCCAGCCCGGGCGAAGUCUGUGAAGCCCUAGCUGCUGCAGCAGAGCGCAGAGCCCCGUGGUCUCCUUCCUGCCGGGGAACUAAGCUGGGCGUCGCGAAGCGGUCCCAGCCCCAGGUCGGAAGAGCCGAGAGCUCCGGGGAGAGGCGAAGCCCAGCAUGCUGCCGGAGGAUGCCUGAGGCUGGCCGACCUGCAAGCGGGCGGCUUCCCGGGCCCUCCCGGACCCUAGUCGGAGGAAUGGUGACCGCGGGCUGCGUCUUGGUCUUCUACCUGGCGGUGGCAGUGAAUAGUGCCGGUGCCGGUCCGGGUCCGGGGCUGGUCAUCUCUCACCUGGAGCCUCGUCCUGCCAGAAGAGCCACAGAGCCACUGAGAAGUGAGGCCAGGAGUCAGCAGGAAUUGGUCUUCUCAAGUGGGGAGAGCAUCGAGCUUGGAUGCGAGGCCCAAGACUCGUCCUUGCUGGCCUGGUUCAAGGACGGCGUGGCAAUCUUCCCCACCAACAGGACCCACAUUGGGCCCGAUCUGCUGAAAAUCAUCAAUGUGUCUUAUGACGACUCUGGUAUCUACACCUGCCAGCAGAAGCAUUCCAGUGAGGUUCUCUGCAACUUUACCAUCCGAGUGACUGAGUCUCCAUCCUCUGGUGAUGAUGAAGAUGAUGAGGAUGAAGGAGAAGACACAGCUGUGCCAGAGCAACCGACGGAGACUGAUCUUCCUCACCUGCCUCUCCAUGGUGCCCCAUACUGGACCCGUCCUGAGCGAAUGGAUAAGAAACUCCUCGCUGUUCCAGCUGCAAACACAGUCCGCUUCCGGUGUCCAGCUGCAGGCAACCCCACUCCCUCCAUCUACUGGCUGAAGAAUGGCAGAGAGUUCAAAGGAGAACAUCGGAUUGGGGGGAUUAAGCUGAGACACCAGCAGUGGAGUCUGGUCAUGGAGAGUGUGGUGCCCUCGGACCGAGGGAACUACACCUGCGUGGUGGAGAACAAGUACGGCAGCAUACAGCAAACGUACACUCUGGACGUCCUGGAGAGAUCCCCACAUCGGCCCAUUCUGCAGGCCGGCCUCCCAGCCAAUCAGACUGUGGUCGUGGGGAGCAACGUGGAAUUCCACUGUAAGGUGUACAGCGAUGCCCAGCCCCACAUCCAGUGGCUGAAGCACGUGGAGGUGAACGGCAGCAAAUACGGUCCUGAUGGAACACCGUACGUCACUGUCCUCAAGUCAUGGGUCAGCAGUACCAUUGAAGCAGACGCUAGCCUGAAUCUGUUCAAUGUGACAGAACAGGAUGAAGGAGAAUACCUUUGUAGAGCCAACAAUUUCGUAGGCAUAGCCGAAAAGCCAUUUUGGCUCCACAUUCGCAAAUCCAGACCAGCUGAAGAAAUGGUCGAGGUGGAUGACUCGGGCAGCAUCUUUGCCGGCCUCCUCAGUUAUGGGCUUGGGUUCUGUCUCUUUAUUGUGGCCGUGGCAGUUGCGGUCGCCAUUUGUCGGCUGAAGAUGCCCUCCAAGAAGGCUAUCAACACCCCCACUGUCCAAAAGGUGUCCAAGUUCCCGCUGAAGCGACAGGUAACAGUGUCCCUGGAGUCGAACUCGUCCAUGAAUUCCAACACCCCCCUGGUGAGAAUCGCCCGCCUCUCCUCCAGCGAGGGGCCCAUGCUGGCCAACGUGUCUGAGCUGGAGCUCCCUGCUGACCCCAAGUGGGAGCUGUGCAGAUCUCGUCUUACCCUGGGAAAACCUCUUGGUGAAGGCUGUUUUGGCCAGGUGGUCAUGGCAGAAGCCAUCGGCAUCGAUAAGGACAAGCCCAACAAGCCCGUCACUGUGGCGGUGAAGAUGUUGAAAGAUGAUGCCACGGACAAGGACCUGUCUGACUUGGUCUCUGAAAUGGAAAUGAUGAAAAUGAUUGGAAAACACAAAAACAUCAUUAACUUGUUGGGAGCCUGCACGCAGGAUGGCCCCCUUUAUGUCCUGGUGGAAUACGCAUCCAAGGGGAACCUUCGUGAAUAUCUGCGGGCCCGAAGACCCCCCGGGAUGGACUACUCCUUCGAUACCUGCAAGCUUCCAGAAGAACAGCUGACCUUCAAGGACCUGGUGUCCUGUGCCUACCAGGUGGCCAGAGGCAUGGAGUACCUGGCCUCCCAGAAGUGCAUUCACCGGGACCUGGCUGCCCGCAACGUGCUCGUAACAGAAGACAGCGUAAUGAAGAUCGCAGACUUUGGCCUGGCCAGGGACGUGCACAAUAUUGACUACUACAAGAAAACCACCAAUGGGCGGCUGCCUGUGAAGUGGAUGGCUCCAGAAGCCCUGUUUGACCGGGUGUACACUCACCAGAGCGAUGUCUGGUCUUUUGGUGUCCUGCUUUGGGAGAUCUUUACUCUAGGAGGCUCCCCGUACCCCGGGAUUCCUGUGGAGGAGCUUUUCAAGCUGUUAAAAGAGGGCCAUCGGAUGGACAAACCGGCCAACUGCACCCAUGAUCUAUAUAUGAUCAUGCGUGAGUGCUGGCAUGCGGUCCCAUCCCAGAGACCCACCUUCAAGCAGCUGGUUGAAGACCUGGAUCGAGUCCUCACAGUCACAUCAACAGAUGAGUACCUGGACCUGUCUGUUCCCUUUGAACAGUACUCCCCUACCUGCCAGGACAGCCACAGCACCUGCUCCUCCGGAGACGACUCGGUGUUUGCCCACGACCUGCUGCCAGAGGAGCCCUGCCUCCCCAAAGGCCCCAAGUGUAACGGCGCCCUCAGGACGUGAUAGCCUCCCGGACCUGGCCCCGGGGCCUGUGGGGAGCUGAGCUCGUCCAGAAUGGAGGCCUACAAGCCUGGAACCAGAGGGGACUAACCAUUCAGAAGGAUGGGGUCUGGGCUCAGGCUGAGCAGAACCUCCUGGCCCACCGAAACUUUGUUUUCCCCCGGAUCAUUUUUGCUGUAGAAAGAAGCCAAGAAGCACUGUAUGGCCUGAAAGAAGAAAAGUCUCUUGCCAAGAUGAUUAUAUGAUAGUAUAUAUAUAUAUAUAGAUUUUAUAUAUAUAGUAUAUAUAUAUAUAUAUAUAUAUGAAAAUAGAAUGUCAGUCUAGCGGUUGUGAGCUCUCCCGCUUCCUCACCAAGGAAAAGGGAUAGACUGGAAGUCAUCAUUCUGUGCUAUGAUGUGGAGAAGAUUUUUUUGAAGGUUCUGGGAUAGGGAGGUAUGUGGGGAAAACAGGGGAAAGGCAGUGUGGUACAGUGGUCAGAGAACCUGGGUUUGAUCCCCAUCUCUACUACUGUACUUCCUGAGCUAUCCUGGACAAGUCACUACCUCUCUGGGCCCAUUUCCUCCACUGGGAAAUGACCACAAGGUCAACUCCUGUGAUCUAGAGAAGGUUUGGAAGAGGAAGGAAGGUAGGUUGGGGUUGUAGUUGUCGGGGAUUUUUUUUUCUUUCCAUAACGAAUGUAGAGAGAUUGCCUUUUUGCAGUCUAACUGAGGACUAUUUGGAGGGAGCAGAUUCCAUAUCCCCUCAGGGGACCGGGUGCAGGUGUGGUCCCACCUACUGGAGGGUGACUCUGGGUUUGAGAGAAAGCAUUGUAUACAAAGAUGGAGGACAGGAGAGGCUUUGGGCCUCGAAGGGACAGUCUUGGCCUUGUGGCCUUCUUCUCCCAAUUAACAAAAAGUCUGGCCAAUGUGGAACAGGAAUGAUCAGUGGUCCGACUUGGGUUGAGGGGCAGCCAGAGGCAAAGGGCAUCUAUCUUGCUUCAGUUCUUCCAGCUCCGGUCAUGAUUAGGACAAAGAGGAGGCAGAAGCAAGAAACAUUUCAGGACUAGGUCUCUGGAGCAGGAGCAGGGGGCUAGGGCAAGGGUUCAUGUUGGAGUAAGUGUCAGGACAGUGUUGGAAGUAGAGUAAGGGUCAAGUGCCAUAUUUCCUCAGUGGGUAACUAAGAAGUCAAGAGAGGUAGAGUAGUGUAGUGAAAGAGACACUGACUGGGCUUGGAGGGAUAAGGAAAUCUGAAUCAAAGCCCGGCUCUGCCAUUUACUAUGCAUGUAAUCUUCAGCAAGUUUAUCCCCCUCCUGGACCUCAGUUUCCUCCUCUGUAAAAUGGCGGAAUCAGCAAUCUCUCAGAUACCUUUUGGCUCUAAAUCCCAUGAUCCUCUAAGUCACCUUCUCUUUCCGGGCUUCCUGUUCUGUUUAGAGUUGCUUUGGGGGGAACUAGGAUUCCUGCCUCAGGGGUGUGACUGAUUAGUUGGUUGGCUGUUUGGAGCUGGGGCUUUUUGUCUUCUGUAUUAAAGAGAAACAUCCCAGGUGUCAGCUCCCCCCCAUCUCCUUCCCCCAUCCCAUGAAGAUUUGAAAUUACGGGUACCUGAAGGCAGGAGCCUUUAAUUUAUAUCAAAAAAGGUUUAUUCCAGACAAUUGUGUAUAUACAUAUAAAUAGACGCUCUGUGUGGGUGGGUGUGUAUGUGUGUGUAUCUGUGUGUGUGCGGGGGUGUGUGUACAUAAAAUAUAUAUAUGGAGAGUGUACAAUAGUGGUCCACCUUAAGCAAGAUGGAUGGAAGGCCCUCAGAAGUAAACAUUACAAUUCCAAAUACCGGACCUUUGGGGAAAAAAAAAUAAGAAGAGGAAAGAAAAAAAGAAAUUGCGUUUUGUUGUUGUUGCUGUUAUUGUUCUAUAUUGUCACAGUUUUGUUUUAAAAAUUGUAUUUUAACCUGUAUAUUUGUAAAGUUAUUUAUAGCCUGCUGAAGGGACUCCGUCUGCUUUGUUUAAAAUAUGCUAGCAUUGCUGUCAACCUAAUUUCCCAGAGUUUUAAGAGUUUUAACUUAUUAACAGCUGCAAAAGUAAGUAUAUGCCUUUGUUUCCAUGUUUACGGGAACCAUCGAGCGAAUGUAUUGUGUGCACGGUCCUGAACAGAUGUCAUGAGAUUGUCUGUGUUGUUUCAGAUUCCAACUUUUCUCCGGAUUGCAGUGAGGUGUUUUGGGUUUAUUUUUGCAACAACACAGUUAAGCGAGAGCCCCCAGAGACAGCCUUCAGGAGGGAGGCUGUGCUUGUAUUUUGUUUUGAGGAAACUGAGGCUGGUGGGAUUCAGUGUGGCUUGAUGUGCCUGGGCUGGGCAGGGCUUUCUCUGUUCCUUCUCUUUGGAGGGGUGGGAAGGUCAUGAAUCCUUCUGCCAGAUGAAGAUAUUCAUUAUUGUUGGCCCAAAGCGUGUUGGCUUCCUUUCCCAAUGUUUGGGUUGGAUAUGAAGGGGACAGAGCUCAGCCCCCUGACUUACUGGUCCCCAGCCCUCCAAGCAUCCCUGCAUGGCCUGCAUUUCACAUGUGACCACAGCAUCCCACCGUCCCCAGAGACAUAGCCAGAGAGUGCCCCAGCCCUCAGCAAACUACACACUCAGUUAGGAGACAGAUAGGUCAGUGUUGGAAACCUGGCUUUUUUUUUUUAAAACUCUUUCUGGAUGAUACAAGAGGCAUUUCUGAGUGUGUCCUGUAAUUUCCUCCCUCACCACCCAGCUAGUUCCUUCAUGAUGAAGCAAAGGAAACAGAGUCCUGGUCUGUGACUAUGUACUCUUUCCCUCUUUUCAGAAUUUCUUGGAAACUAAAGUCUAAAAAAAUAAUUUAUAGUUUAAAGAUGAUGCCAAGAAGCAGGUUUCUUUUCUUUCUUUUUUUUUUUUAAUUUGGGGUCUAUUUUGCAGAGAAAGUAGAUUUCUAUAGGGGGGACAUUUGGUUUGGUUUUGUUUGGGGAACUUCAAAUGGGAGAGAAAAAAAUGGUAUUUUCCUACAAAUGUCUUCUAAUCACGUACAUUCCGCAGACGGACAGAGUGUGACGUCCAGCACCAGAGGAGAAUGUACAAUCGUGCGCAUGGUUUCAAAUGUUAUUAGAUAUUAUAAAUAUAUAUAUAUAAUUUAUUGAGUUUUUACAAGAUUGUAUUUGUUACUGUAGACUUAACAUUUCUUAUGCAAUGCUUAUAUAGUUUUAUAGCCGGGACUGUUACCUUUAAAAAGUUUGGGAGACAAGUGCCAUAAAUCAUUUUCUCCACUGUUAUAUAGUUGGCAGAUUUGGGAUGGCUUACUCUCUGUAGGCAAUUCCACGUUUAUUUGAGACAUGCAGUACCCAUCGGUGGCUGCUGUCAGAGGCGUCAGAACACUAAACACAGCAGACUCUGCUUUUCUUAACCUGGCAAACUUUAACUUUUACCAAAAAAUAAAAUAAAAUAAAAAUUGGUUUAAGCUUCA